AAUAUCACCUAUAUCCUGCGUUUUGCCAUUUGCUCCUUAGCUCCUGUCCGUCAUCCCUCGCAUGAAAGAUACCCAUGUAUUGUGUUGCAAACACUCACGAGAUUGAGUGGAGGCCAUGCGCAUUCGAUCGAAGCUCUCAACCUGUUUUCAGCAGCCUGAGCAGAAUUAUGAGCUCGGUAGGAAGGAAAUUCUACAAAAGCCCGAGGAAAUUCAUCGUAACUAUCCUGCAUCAACUCACAAAGCUGACUUCCAGCCUCUAAUAACUCCCAAAAACAAGUCAUGAAGCUCCUUCAAGUUAUAUCGAUCACAGCUUCGCUGACAUUUGGACUUACAUCAGGUCGUACGUUCACAGUUUUCAAUGGGUGUCCGUUCACGAUGUGGCCCGCGAUGUUUACUGGCGUCGGAACUGCACCUGAUUUCCCGACCGGAUGGGAAGCUGCGGAAUUCACUUCAGUGACCUUCACUGUCCCAGACAACUGGCAAGCAGGGCGUAUUUGGGGUCGUCGCGACUGCGACUUUACCACCAAUCCCGGACCAAAUUCAUGUCUAGACGGUGGAUGCAACGGAGGUUUAGUUUGUGAUCCUGUUACCGGCACCGGAGUACCUCCAGCCACACUUGCAGAAUUUACACUCUCCACCGAUGCCAGCAUCCCCGAUAACUAUGACGUUUCCUUGGUCGAUGGGUAUAACCUACCCCUGAGCAUCACCAGCAAUGUGAACUGUCCUGUGGCGUCUUGUCCUGUGGAUCUCGGACCCGACUGUCCUGCGCCAUUGAUAGGACCCUUCGAUUCGACAGGAUUCCCUGUAGGAUGCAAGUCUGCAUGUGAUGCCAAUUUGGAUGGUGAUCCAGCGAACUCACCAAAUUGCUGCUCGGGUCAGUUUAACACGGCUGCCACUUGCCCUCCCUCUGGGGUUGAAUUUUAUAGCUACUUUAAGAGUAAUUGCCCCGACUCGUAUGCCUAUGCCUUUGAUGAAUCAAGUGGAACCGCUUUGUGGACGUGUCCUUCGACACUUGCAGCAGACUAUACUGUCACCUUCUGUCCUCCGCCCUCUUAGCUAUGUUACAAAGUAUUUUCCUGUGUAGAAUACCGGCAAUGUUCCUUCCACAUAUCGCAACGGACUGGUCAAUCAAUUAUUUGUUUCCGGCAAUAAACGAUGGCCGUUUUAGGU
Lentinula edodes (shiitake mushroom) is the source of this 1170-nucleotide messenger RNA. Its product is annotated as thaumatin. The transcript is spliced from 13 exons. Lineage: Eukaryota; Fungi; Basidiomycota; Agaricomycetes; Agaricales; Omphalotaceae. The record is from RefSeq and is a predicted model, not a curated record. Gene Ontology annotation, biological process: defense response. Bases 280 to 1056 code for a protein of 258 amino acids. Gene Ontology annotation, cellular component: extracellular region.